AUGGCAGCUCGGCUGAAGAGAGAAGACUGCAACCGCACCAAACAUGAUUCUGCUUUCUCUCAAUGGAAGAUUCUAAUUGGGCCCUCUGACUGGGAAGACUACUUAUUGGGGAAAGAAGGAGUGGAGAAGUACAGGACUCACAAUCUUCCAAAUUGCGCGUCUUGUCCUGGCAUUUAUGAGCUUGGCAUAAUUAUAUCACGCCCCCAAUCUGGGCAAGACACUCGCAAAGUUGACCCAAGCUGUAUAAUUCCUGUUUAUCUUGGACAAGCCGAUAAUGUUAGGACCAGACUACAACAAUACGGUCGUGGAGGUGCACAUUUGGAGAAUGGUUGCUCGAAUGAAGGGUCGACCAACUUUCAAAUUAUUUCUGCCAAUAGAGGACCAGGAUUAUUUAUGCAAAUAUUCUCGAAAGGCUUUUCCAUUGUUUACAGAUGGGCUCCUAUGAAAACUAAGCGCGACGCAGAGAGAACUGAAGCUCAGCUGCUUGAAAAUUUUGAUUAUGCAUGGAAUAAAGGUAGCAAUGGUGCACGUCGACCCAAUGAUAUCCUUAAAAAGAUUGAUCGGCGUUCAAGAGAAUCUCAGUUCUCUCUAAUAGCUAAGAAGCUUCAAUAUUGCCGACAGAAGCAAGAGGGUAUCAAAAUCAAACCUUGUGAGCCAUAUUUGAUCCAGAGUGGAUGGGAUAUGGACAGCACUGGCAUCUUCUCCCGAAUUUUUAGAUUUGUGAGGUCACGACCAAGGCUAGUGCCAAUUAUAUCUGGUUCUAGUGAUGAUUGCGCGAGUAUUUGUGGUGUUGCCAUGGGUAAGGGAUCCAUUUGUACUAAGCUUCCUGUUAAGGGAAGAAAACGAUGUUUAGAGCACAAAGGGAUGAGAGUUAAUUCAAAGUUGACCACAGAAGAAAAUACGCCUUCUGAUUCUUCUAGCAUUGAUUCGGGCAUUAUCACCAAUCCAAAUCGACCAAAUGCUUUUGAACAACCAGUUAAAGAUAAAUUUUCACCAAUUUGUGGAGUGAUCUUGGGCAAUGGCUCUCCAUGUAGAAGGGAGCCCGUCUGUGGAAAUAAAAGAUGUUUGGAGCAUAAAGGCAGGAGGAUUCGUCAAUCUGCAUCAAUAUCCCAAACAAAACGAACAUAA
Molecule: messenger RNA, 1128 nt
Organism: Fraxinus pennsylvanica
Lineage: Eukaryota; Viridiplantae; Streptophyta; Magnoliopsida; Lamiales; Oleaceae
Source: the annotation of a GenBank genome assembly